Molecule: messenger RNA, 477 nt
Organism: Moesziomyces antarcticus
Lineage: Eukaryota; Fungi; Basidiomycota; Ustilaginomycetes; Ustilaginales; Ustilaginaceae
Exons: 1
Coding region: 1-477 (158 amino acids)
Source: RefSeq, a predicted model, not a curated record
AUGGUUCUGAUCGGCAGAGGUCUAGGGGGCUACGACGGACCGGCUCCGGAUUGCUGCCGAGGCAUGAUCAUCAUCAAGUCUCCCCGCUCCGAUGAAGAUCUUCACCCUCAUAUUCUCUAUCACUUGGACAUUGGAGACGACCUUCGCGUUGCACUGCGCCACAUCUUGUCCGUCUUUUUGGAGACAAACAACUAUCUCAGAUCGAUCCAGCUCUUCGAACGGUCCCUCUGCAUCGUGAUUGACGGUGCGUAUGCCGAUUGGCCCUCGCUCGAAAGGCAGGCAGACCCAGAGGACCUGUUCACGCCCACUAGACAGCCGGGCUCAUUCUACGAAAGAGACGGACGUACGCCGCCAGCACCAGCCACAACACGAGCCAGGAGGACGCGCACCGCCACGACGAGCGAGACAGACGCAGAUCAGCCUGAACAGCAAGAGGGACGUAGAACGACACGCCGACAACGAGCUCCUCGUUCUUGA